GCGUGCGCGUUUGUUAUAGAAGAAACGCGGCAAGUGCGAAGUACUUGCAGUUUUUAUUGCUAGAGGUUGGCGAAGACAGCACUGCAAUUUGUGGGUAACAGAACAAAGCGAGCGCCACUCGUCAGGAAAGAACUACCUGCUUCAUUUCAACUGCGCCAGAGAUUGCCACAGCAGUGAGCAGAAAUGCAGCAUCGGGGAGUCAUACGCUAGUUCAAGAUAACUUAACUUGUAUACCUCCUACACUUCCGCGAAUGCUUACACGAGCAACAAUAUCUUACCAGCAUGGUGUCCCCUUCACAUUGAGAGGACCACGAAGAUAAGUUACAUGAACAUCCGAUAAAUGUACAUUUUUCGUUUUUGUUGUUGUAAGUGAGGGUGAGUUUGGGUAGAUCAUGCGGCGGAGAGAUAGCAAAGUUAACCGAGGCACCUCUGCUAGCGUUCGAAAAUUUGCACAGUUGUGCCAAGCUAGUGGCGCACCCAAAUGUCUCGUUUUUUUUUUUUUUUUUUUUAGCCGAGCGGUAUCAUUUCAAUCGAAAUGCCGAAGUGAUAAAACUUUGAUUAGUUUCCGUUCUUUCUUGGCAUUGAGUGCGCAUGUGUGGUGAUUCAACAUUGCGCAUUCGUGAAUACACGCCAGUUACACGGCAUCGAAUCAUCAAGCAUGGCUGAUGAAAGAAGCUACGAAUACAGGCCUCCUGAGUUUGGUAUGACGGACGAGGCAACAGCAAGCACAAGCUAUGGCGGUACCAUGGGCGCUUCAUCUACCUUGGGCGCCUACACAACUAUUCCUGAUGACGCGUGGAAGUACCAGUGGAACACACAGCCCACGCCGAUAACCGACGGGACUUACGUCGAAGCCGUCCCUGACAAUGGCAUCACAAGUUACCAGCAUCUGGGGGGCGUCAGCAGCAUCGACCACGCAAGGCCCAGCACAAGCCGCGCUGGCAUGAAGGAAGCAUUAGCCAAUUUCGAAGGCGGCCUCACAAUUUCCGAGAGCACCAUGGUUCACCAAGGGAACACGCAGUACGAACCGGCUGAAAGCACGUCCACUGUCUUCGGGCAUAGAGACAAAACAGAAACCGGAAGCACCGGUCUCACACUUCCAGUCUGCAGCAGCAGCAGCGGUGGCGAUUACACAGUGGCCAGUAUGAGCCGGACUGGCACUGACGAAGCAUCGGGCACUUCUGGAAACGACGCUAGGAAUGCUACUGAAGCCGGAGGAAUGGAACAGCAAGAGUCCUGCGGUGUCAGAGCACGUGAUCAAUCGUCUGUCGAGAAGCCAAGCCUCAAAUGUGAAACAUGUGGUAAAUUUUUCAACAGGGCUCGCUAUCUAUCUUCACAUUACCGCAUGCAUACCGGUGAGAAACCAUACAAAUGUCAAAUGUGUGGUAAAUCAUUCGCGCACAGCUCGACUUUCCGUAAUCAUGAACGGAUUCACACAGGCGUGAAACCAUAUAUCUGCCAAAUAUGUACAAAAGCAUUCAAAAACAAAUCGGAACUUAACAGUCAUGUCAAAUCACACAGUAACGACAGACCUUAUGUUUGCGACAUAUGUAAUCUCUCCUUUAAGCGCAACUCACAUCUCCAAAGGCACCGCCAAAUAAUUCACUAGAGUAAAAUGUCGUAUGAGUGCAAGCAGUGUGGAUUUCGGUUCGCAAAGAAAGAAAACCUCGACGUACAUCUCUGCCAGAAUACUGGAUGCUAGUUGUGUGGAGAUUCGUUUAGAGAUGCACUUGAAGCUAUUGCACAACCCGUGACGCAUACGGGUGGGCAGUCGUAACAGUGUGAGUAAGGCGUAAGUGAAGUAAAUCGCCCAUGGGUGUUGCAUAGGAACGUGACCAUGGAGCCGUGCAGGAAAAAAUAACCACUGACAUUCUCCGGGUUAGUGAUAAACUAACCGAACGCAUCAUGUGGAGAGACGGGCUUCUUUGGGCGUUCAGAACUGCUGAGUGAAAUGCAAGACAUAAGGGAUGCCACUUGAUUUUUGGCAAUUACGAGACAAAGUGUCUUCUCCAGCAGAAUUUCGAAUGCUUGGAAUGUCGAAAUAUACUGCAGGUCCUGGCUAGAGCUCCCUGUUUGCAGGAUUAUCUUGUUCGCCACCGUAGCUUUACCAAACUCACUUCUAGACAAACCCUAAUUGGAUGCAAGUUCGUGUUUUGUCACUAGAAGGUUGAAAUGUUCGCACAAAAUCCUUGACACUUUAGGUUUUGUGGAAGCUGCCUCCCAGUGUACAAUAAACAAGCUUUACGUAACCAUCCUUUUAAUUAUUCUGCAGUGUGAAUAGAAGGGAACACCUCUCAUCAGAAACCAUUUAAAAAAGAGGUAGUUUUCUUUUCAACUAAAAGAAAAUAACUGCCAAUAAUUGUGGUCCAUAGGCGUUGCUGCCUUCCAGAGAAAGCUUUUAUGACAAUAUGUGAACAUAAACAAGGGGAAAUUGAUUUCCCUUACAAAUUGUUCAAUGCACGCAAUGUUUUGGUUCUCUCUUUGGGUCUUUUAUUCAUACGGAAAAUUUUUCUUGUACAUACCGCCAUAGACAACAGUGACAUUGUAUUAAAUUCUAACCAUCUGGAUCUUCUCAAUUUGUGUUCUCUCAAUACGAAUAUUUUAGUUGUUGUAUUGAGGCAGAACUUGUGUCGGUUUUAAAGUGGAGUUUCUUAUUCACCCAGAAGUCGUCUCAUUUGACUUGCACUAGUUACAGCUGUAGAAUUUUUUAGCCUGAUGUGACAAACGUAUCCCUGCGAGUGAGAUACAGUUUUUAGUUAUAUUAUUGACACGCGCAACACCGUAUUCUUGAUCUAAGCGCGUAUCACCGGCUAACAAAUCUUAAGUUACUGCUCAUUAUAUGACACUCCUGCAAGCAUCAGAACAUUCUCCAAAUUUUUUGCCGAUUUUAUCUUUUUGGUUUCUUUAUUGUUGCCCAAGUUUUGUUGUCAAAUGGCACGCGCAACGCGAAUACAUUGUGCAUUCUGGAGGACAAUUGAGCGCCAAUGAUAAAGGUGAAAUCUUCUACGAAAGAAAGUUAGAAUAGCCGAUACUCCUUAUUCGGAAAUUAUUUUUUCAACGAUCGACUCAUGUACCCGGCACUAUCUUACUGCCCGACUGUAUCUUGUUUUGCUGGU
Messenger RNA from Dermacentor andersoni, 3116 nucleotides. The record is from RefSeq and is a predicted model, not a curated record. NCBI's taxonomy places the organism in Eukaryota, Metazoa, Arthropoda, Arachnida, Ixodida, Ixodidae.